CAGAUGGUGGCAAUUCCAGGGGGAGUGUUCACCAUGGGCACUGAUGAGCCUGAAAUCCAGCAGGAUGGAGAGGGCCCUGCCAGAAGAGUCCACAUUGACAGCUUCUACAUGGACCAGUACGAGGUCAGCAAUGAGGACUUUGAGAGAUUCGUGAAUGCCACUGGGUACAUCACUGAGGCAGAGAAGUUUGGUGACUCCUUUGUGUUCGAGGGAAUGCUGAGUGAGGCAGUGAAGGCUGACAUCCACCAAGCAGUUGCAGCUGCUCCCUGGUGGUUGCCUGUGAAAGGAGCCAGCUGGAGGCACCCUGAGGGUCCUGACUCCAGCAUCUCCAGCAGGAUGGACCACCCAGUCCUCCACGUGUCCUGGAAUGAUGCUGUGGCAUUCUGCAGGUGGGCAGGGAAGCGCUUACCCACGGAGGCUGAGUGGGAGUACAGCUGCCGAGGGGGCCUGGAGAACAGGCUUUUCCCCUGGGGCAACAAGCUGCAGCCCAGAGGUCAGCACUAUGCCAACGUGUGGCAGGGACAGUUCCCCACUAACAACACUGCAGAGGAUGGCUACAAGGGCACUGCACCUGUCACUGCCUUCCCCCCCAAUGGAUAUGGGCUGCACAACAUGGUGGGCAAUGCCUGGGAAUGGACCUCUGACUGGUGGGCUGUCCAUCACUCCUCAGAGCAGCUUGACAACCCUCAAGGACCAACCUCGGGCACAGACAGAGUGAAGAAAGGAGGAUCCUACAUGUGCCAUAAGUCUUACUGCUACCGGUACCGCUGUGCGGCUCGGAGCCAGAACACCCCGGACAGCUCCUCCUCCAACCUGAGCUUCCGCUGCGCCGCGCCCGGGCAGCGUGGGGCUGGCACUCCCUGA
Messenger RNA from Acanthisitta chloris (rifleman), 864 nucleotides. It is a transcript of the gene SUMF1, whose product is annotated as sulfatase modifying factor 1. The transcript is spliced from 8 exons. The coding region runs from base 4 to 864 and encodes 286 amino acids. Lineage: Eukaryota; Metazoa; Chordata; Aves; Passeriformes; Acanthisittidae. Gene Ontology annotation, cellular component: endoplasmic reticulum. The record is from RefSeq and is a predicted model, not a curated record.